Molecule: messenger RNA, 4629 nt
Organism: Scatophagus argus
Lineage: Eukaryota; Metazoa; Chordata; Actinopteri; Scatophagidae
Gene: gnao1b
Product: guanine nucleotide binding protein (G protein), alpha activating activity polypeptide O, b
Exons: 8
Coding region: 2025-3089 (354 amino acids)
Biological process (GO): adenylate cyclase-modulating G protein-coupled receptor signaling pathway; G protein-coupled dopamine receptor signaling pathway
Cellular component (GO): heterotrimeric G-protein complex
Molecular function (GO): mu-type opioid receptor binding; corticotropin-releasing hormone receptor 1 binding; GTPase activity
Source: RefSeq, a predicted model, not a curated record
GGAGUCCCUUCAGGUUGAAUUGCUCAGCUGGUUUUCGUUCAGCAUCCACUGUAAAAGCUCCCCUUCACCCCCCCCCCCCCUCUUUACUCCACUUGACUAUCCAUCCAGAUGUGAUGUAUGGAUUAGAAGCUUUUAUCACACACACAAACACUUACUACUGCUGUAUCAUAUGGCGACAACCCCCAACACAGACACACAGUUUCAUAAGUUAAAACAAAUACACGUCCUCUUUACAUCUUCUGUAACCAGGGCUGUAGCUACCACCGAGGAGGUUGUGUCCUCAGUAAUGUUUCUGGGAAGUUUUGGGGGUUUAUGAUGUCAAGAAAAGUUUGAAGAAACCUUUUAUUACUCAAGACUAAUUGUCUUUUAUCUUCUAGCUAUUACGUACCUUGCAGUGUAGGAAAGGCAGCUUUGAAACAGCAUUUAGACCAUAAUGAAGGUUGAUGAAAUUAGGUGAAUUACAAAAACAUGAGAUUUCAUGAUUUGUUUUCUUUAAAUCAUAUAUCUGGCACCUACUUUCUCAGGUGGCUGGUGUUUUACUGCUCAACUUUAGUAUAUACAGCCCUGACUAUAACUAUAGAGUAAAUGUUAAUACACACACACACUCCAGAUGAACUGUUUUUGAUGACAUUUGCUUACGAUCUUCACAAAUGGAGAGUGAUUAGAUACAUUAUUCAAGCACUGUGCUUGAGUAUUUCUGUUUUCUCUUGUUUUAGACUUAUUUCAGACUUAGAUCACACUACAUUUCAGAGGGAAAUAUUGUACAUUUUACUUAUUAUUUGACAACUAUAGUUACUAGUUAUGUUACAGAUGAGAGUUUACAUACAAAACAUGAUGAUGUUGUAAAAUAUGGUGCAUUGAUAUAGGAUUAAACUGCCCAGCAGUAUAUAAAGUAGACAAAAUCACCUCCACCUGUGAAAACAUUAUAACACUUCUUCUAUAUUAAGUCACGUACAAAUCGGAUGCAUUUGAGGACUUACAUUUCACUUGAGGACUUGUGUGUAUGUGUGUAUAUAUAUCAUAUAUAUUACUUUAUCCUUCUCUACUGCAUUCUUUUGACAGCUGUACUUAAUUGUUACUCUGGAGAUCAAGUUAUUAUAUGCAAAACCUAUGAAGAGAUCCUAAAAUACAAAGCAUUGCUAGAUUAAUUCACCCAACAGUAUAUAAAUACUUUUGAUACUAUAAGUAGGCUGCAUUUAUUGGUAAUACAUCGGUUCUGUGGUUAUAAUUUUGAGUGCAUGAUCUUUACUUCUAAUGUUGUAUUUUAACACUGUUUUCUCAGUAAAGGUUCUGAAAACCCCUCCAAGUGAUUAACCGACUUUAUAUUAGCUAAUUACAAAAACAAAACUGUUCGUGUUGUGAUCCUGUUCUACCACCAUGCCUUUGUGUUUACGCCACAUUUACGUUGUUACAUGUCAUUCUUUGGAGAAAAGAAGAAUACCAGUGUUAUGGUGGCGUUUUAAUUUUUCAACAACACAAUUUCCACUAAUACCAGAAGACAAGAGGGCAACAUUUGCCAUUUAAACGGCUCUUUCAUUUGAAUAAUCUUUCAUAGGACGUGAUUAAAGCGCGGUUGCUCUGACGUAAGCGAGAUUGCGUCUCGCGCAGCCAGCCCUGCUUCCCUCCUCUUCCUCUCGCGCCCCUCCUGCCUGCCUUCGUGAAGAGAUACGAUGAAAUCACUCGCGCUCCCUGUCAUCAUCAUCACCAGCGCCGCCCUGUAGAGAGAGAGAGAGAGAGAGGGCCCCCUCCCCACCUAACAACAACCCCAACCCCGCAGGCUCGAGCACAACGACCCCACCCCCCAAUCCCCUCUGUGAGAGGAGACGGAGCGAGAGAGGCGCAUCCAGAGUCACGGAGAAAAGACCGUUUCGGGAUCCCGGCUCUGUUUUGCCCUCAAUCCGGGCCUAAUGCUGUAGCAGACAGCGCAGGAGGAGAGCACGAGCGAGAGACAACGCACUGAUUGAGAGUCGGCGAGGGACAGGGCGGACCGGGGAGACGACGGGAUUGCUCAUUCGCCUGGAAACAUGGGAUGUACACUGAGCGCCGAGGAGCGCGCAGCUCUGGACCGGAGCAAGGCCAUCGAGAAAAACCUGAAAGAGGACGGGAUGGUCGCCGCCAAGGACGUCAAAUUGCUUCUGCUCGGCGGCGGAGAGUCCGGCAAAAGCACCAUCGUCAAACAGAUGAAGAUUAUCCAUGAAGAUGGCUUUUCUGGGGAUGAUGUGAAGCAGUAUAAGCCUGUGGUCUACAGCAACACCAUCCAGAGCUUGGCAGCCAUCCUCCGAGCCAUGGACUCCCUGGGCAUCGAGUUUGGCGACAAGGAUAGAAAAGCGGAUGCUAAGCUGGUUUGCGAUGUGGUCAGUCGUAUGGAGGACACAGAGCCGUACUCUGCAGAGCUUCUUACUGCUAUGAAGCGUGUAUGGGCCGAUGCUGGGACUCAGGAAUGCUUCAGCCGUGCCCGUGAAUACCAACUCAACGACUCUGCUCAAUACUACCUGGACAGCCUAGACCGAAUUGGAGCAGCAGAUUACCAGCCCACAGAGCAGGACAUCCUGAGAACCCGAGUGAAGACCACUGGUAUCGUCGAAACCCACUUCACUUUUAAAAACCUCCAUUUCAGGCUGUUUGAUGUGGGAGGUCAGAGGUCAGAGAGGAAGAAGUGGAUCCACUGCUUUGAAGAUGUGACGGCCAUUAUCUUCUGCGUUGCUCUGAGCGGAUACGAUCAGGUGCUCCAUGAAGAUGAAACAACUAACCGCAUGCACGAGUCGCUCAUGCUCUUUGACUCCAUCUGUAACAACAAGUUCUUCAUCGACACCUCCAUCAUCCUCUUCCUCAACAAGAAAGAUCUGUUUGCUGAGAAGAUCAAGAAGUCACCGCUGACGAUCUGUUUUCCAGAAUACACAGGUGCUAAUACUUAUGACGAUGCUACUGCAUAUAUUCAGGUUCAGUUUGAGAGUAAGAACCGCUCUCCCAAUAAGGAGAUCUACUGUCACCUGACCUGUGCCACAGACACAGGGAACAUCCAGGUAGUCUUUGAUGCCGUCACUGACAUCAUUAUUGCAAACAACCUGAGAGGGUGUGGCUUAUACUGAGGCCUGGCCAAGCACAGAGGUUGUCGUGGAGAGUAUGAGGUGUGAAUAAUGAUAAUUUUGAUGAUACUUAAACACAUAAAUAUGUAACUCUACACGUCCAAAUGGACCCAAAGAGCUGCCGUCAGACACCACACUCUUUGAUUAUUGCCAUGAUUUGUUCCCUUCCUCUUAUUUUGAUUUCACUAUACAACCCCAGUUUUGUCUUAUAAAAUGUGUUUUUGAGCUGAAUGUUUCAUGUUUAGUUGAUGACUGUGUCAACAACUGGUAAGGUGAGAAGAGGCAGCACCAGGGGUAUAUUCAGCUAGAGCCUUGUUCUGCAGAACUCAAAAGCCUAGAAAUGCGACGCGAGAAGUGUGCAAUGUCAUUUUAACCGCGGUGUGGAAUACUGUCCCAUCUUUUAUGUGACAUUUUUUUGUGCAAAUCUCGAGGCAUUUAUAUCUGUACUGAAUAUAGCCUGUUGUGCUCCGUUUGAAGAGCUGCUGUGUGUGUAAAGGUGGAGAUGAUGAUGUUGUUGGGGAGGCGCUGAACUCGUGGCAGAGGGUCAUGGUUGGGAAGGAGGCUAUUUUAACGUUCAGAAGGGAACAAAGCUCCCCUCUCCUUCAGACCCACACAUGACUGAGUGGCCUGCAGGUCUGUUACACUCGGUCUUCUCUUUCGCUUCAAAACAUAAUGAAAGAGAGGAUUCUUCUGUUCAGACUUGGUGCUCAUUGCCAUUGGCCUCCUGCAGCGUGAGGAAAUGCCUAUCAGCCAACAAAACCCCCCCAAAAAACAAAAAAAUGUCAUAUCGGUGCCAACCAUUUGACAAUGACAGAUAGGGGAUUAGAUCAGAAAUCAUAGUUCAUGUUCAUAUGAUCAACUAUUAUUUAAGUAACAUAUAACAUAUUAUUAUCAUCGAAUGAUUUAUUUAUUUAAGCCUCAUGCCCUACAUGCCUCCUCCUACCUCCUGAAAUCCCGUGCCACAUAUUUAUUUCCUGACAUGAAAAACUGGGGGAACACCGAUAACUCGUGUGCGGUUCAGAGGGUUGAAAGCAGCCCUCCAAUGACAUCUUGUUCUCCAUGUGGUGCUUUACCUUUUGAUGUGAAUCUGUGUAGAAAUAGAAGACAGCACGAGGAGAACAAUAUCAUUUGAGGCAGCCUCUGUCUGGGGAGUCGAUGGUUUUCAAUCCUCUUCUCCCUGAUCAAUAAACAGGGAACCAUUCCGUCUGUCAUGUUUCUCUUUUCACAGAGAAAAAGUACAGCUCUCCAUUUUCACCUGUGCACCUAGAAAUUCAUCUUCCCAUCCCUGUAUACUCAUAUCUUUCACAUAUCAGUCCCCAUAUCCUAUCUCCAUUUUCACCUUAAAAGCACCGUACUGUAUAUAUAUAUUAUGAUUAUACCAGAUUUUUUCUUUUUUUUUUUUUUUUUUUUUUUUACUGUGAAUGUUUUUGUGCUGCACCCCAUCCUAUUUGGUAGUUUAUUGGUUGCUCUCAUGUGGAAUGUUCGUGCUGAGCCAAUCGAAUGUUGUGUUUACAUUAAAGCCACACUUUUCCUAACUAUUCCU